UACGGAGGCAUUAUUAUUGAGUUAGCGCAGUCAGUUCUCUCACAUUCGCCUCCACCUGGGAUUCGUUCCGUAGAAAGACAAACAAACCCCAACACAACCCCCAUUUACGGCCACCGGCGAGCUUCAAGAGGAGCAGAACCGCCGUCUUUUCUUCCCUUCCAUUCAUUCUUACACACAGAUUCUUCAGAGGAUUGGACAGAGGUGGUGAAGCAAGAUGUGGCGCUGUGUUUCUCGUGUUUCUUCUUCGUUUUCCAGGAAAUCGUCCCCCAAUGAUCACCUCAGAUCUCACAUUUCCAGAUUCUUCUCCGUCGAUUCGACGGCAGGUCGCUCUUCCUACACUGUGGUUGAUCACACAUACGAUGCGGUUGUUGUAGGAGCCGGCGGUGCGGGACUUAGAGCAGCUAUAGGAUUGUCAGAGCAUGGAUUUAAUACUGCUUGUAUUACUAAGCUUUUCCCAACUCGUUCACACACGGUUGCAGCUCAGGGAGGUAUAAAUGCUGCACUGGGAAACAUGACUGAGGAUGAUUGGAGGUGGCACAUGUAUGACACUGUCAAGGGGAGUGAUUGGUUAGGUGAUCAGGAUGCCAUUCAAUACAUGUGUAGGGAAGCACCCAAAGCAGUGAUUGAGCUUGAGAAUUAUGGACUUCCAUUCUCUCGUACCGAAGAUGGAAAAAUAUAUCAACGUGCAUUUGGUGGUCAGAGCCUUGACUUUGGAAAGGGUGGACAAGCAUAUCGCUGUGCAUGUGCUGCUGACCGAACAGGGCAUGCCUUAUUGCAUACUCUCUAUGGCCAGGCUAUGAAGCAUAACACACAAUUUUUUGUGGAAUAUUUUGCUUUGGAUCUAUUAAUGAACAGUGAUGGUAGCUGCCAGGGAGUGAUAGCAUUAAAUAUGGAGGAUGGUACACUACAUCGGUUCCGUGCUGCAUCAACCAUAUUGGCUACAGGGGGUUAUGGCAGAGCAUAUUUCUCUGCAACCUCUGCUCAUACAUGCACUGGAGAUGGAAAUGCCAUGGUUGCACGUGCUGGGCUUCCACUUGAGGAUUUGGAGUUUGUGCAGUUUCAUCCAACGGGAAUUUAUGGUGCUGGGUGCCUUAUUACUGAAGGAUCUCGUGGUGAAGGUGGCAUUCUUAGGAACAGUGAAGGUGAGCGCUUUAUGGAACGGUAUGCCCCAACAGCAAAGGAUCUUGCAUCAAGGGACGUUGUCUCAAGAUCCAUGACUAUGGAAAUUCGGGAGGGUCGUGGUGUAGGACCCCUGAAGGACCACAUCUAUCUCCACUUGAAUCACUUACCCCCAGAUGUACUGAAGGAGAGACUUCCUGGUAUCUCUGAAACUGCUGCCAUUUUUGCUGGUGUUGAUGUUACCAAAGAGCCCAUUCCAGUCUUACCUACUGUGCAUUAUAAUAUGGGUGGAGUUCCCACGAAUCAUCAUGGGGAGGUAGUUACAAUCAAGGGCAAUGAUCCGGAUGCUGUAGUUCCAGGAUUGAUGGCUGCUGGGGAGGCAGCUUGUGCCUCGGUUCAUGGUGCCAAUAGGCUUGGUGCAAAUUCGCUCUUGGACAUUGUUGUAUUUGGACGAGCUUGUGCAAAUAGGGUAGCAGAGAUCGGUAGACCAGGUGCAAGCCAGAAGCCUUUGGAAAAAGAUGCUGGUGAGAAGACAAUUGCAUGGCUAGACAAAUUAAGGAACUCAAAUGGCUCACUUCCCACCUCAAAGAUUAGGUUAAACAUGCAACGAGUUAUGCAAACCAAUGCUGCUGUUUUCCGUACACAGGAGACAUUGGAGGAAGGCUGUAAAUUAAUUGACAAGGCAUGGGAGAGUUUUCAUGACGUGAAGGUCAAAGACAGGAAUUUAAUAUGGAACUCUGAUUUGGUAGAGACAAUUGAAUUGGAAAAUCUUUUGAUAAAUGCCUGUAUUACCAUGCAUUCUGCUGAAGCCAGGAAGGAGAGCAGAGGAGCACAUGCUCGUGAAGAUUUUACAAAAAGAGACGAUGAGAACUGGAUGAAGCACACAUUGGGAUUCUGGGAGAAUGAGAAGGUCAGAUUGGACUAUAGGCCAGUACACAUGAACACAUUGGACGACGAGGUCGAAUCAUUCCCUCCCAAGGCUCGUGUAUACUGAGGAUCUCAUCAUCAAUGAUUCUGGUGGUUUAUUUUACAAUAAUAGAUGGAAGAAGACUGCAAUAAAUCACUGUAGGUAAGCCAUGUGGACAUUUAUCUUAUGUUUGGUAGUAUCUGCAAUUUAGGCAGGUCGUUUUUAUGCUUACAAGUAAAUUAUCCACUUGAGCUCAAGCACAAAUCCGAUCUGCAGGCCAAAGAUGCCCUGCUUUUUAGCUUUUUCUGUUUUCUUGUUUGGCAUGGCCUACCACAUGAUAUCACUGAUUUUGAAACAUGGUGGCUUUUAUGAGCUACAAACACGCAUCAUAUUCAAGUAGGAGAUUUCACAUUUUUAUACUCAAUAAAUUGUUUGGGUGUGAACUUCUCUGAGUUUC
Molecule: messenger RNA, 2483 nt
Organism: Momordica charantia (bitter melon)
Lineage: Eukaryota; Viridiplantae; Streptophyta; Magnoliopsida; Cucurbitales; Cucurbitaceae
Gene: SDH1-1
Product: succinate dehydrogenase 1-1
Biological process (GO): mitochondrial electron transport, succinate to ubiquinone; tricarboxylic acid cycle
Cellular component (GO): respiratory chain complex II (succinate dehydrogenase)
Molecular function (GO): flavin adenine dinucleotide binding; electron transfer activity; succinate dehydrogenase (quinone) activity
Source: RefSeq, a predicted model, not a curated record